Messenger RNA from Terrapene triunguis (Three-toed box turtle), 3173 nucleotides. RefSeq names its product phosphofurin acidic cluster sorting protein 2. Gene Ontology annotation, molecular function: transmembrane transporter binding. The transcript is spliced from 24 exons. Lineage: Eukaryota; Metazoa; Chordata; Testudines; Emydidae. Gene Ontology annotation, biological process: protein localization to plasma membrane. The record is from RefSeq and is a predicted model, not a curated record. The coding region runs from base 73 to 2721 and encodes 882 amino acids.
CCGUCCGGAGUGUGCGUCUCUCUCGCUGCAGGCGGCUACCGGCUCCGCUGCGGGAGCGAGGCGGCUGCGGCGAUGGCGGCGGAGCGGGGCCGCCUGAGCUUCCCGGGCGGCGCCGGGGUGUUGAGCCGCCCAGUGCCCAUGAACCUAUUCGCCACCUGGGAGAUCGACGGCUCCAGCCCCAGCUGCGUCCCCAGGUUGUGUACCUUGACUUUAAAGAAACUGGUCGUCUUAAAGGAAUUGGAUAAGGAGCUCAUUUCUGUGGUCAUUGCAGUCAAAAUGCAGGGCUCGAAGCGAAUACUACGGUCUCAUGAAAUUGUGCUGCCACCAAGCGGACAUGUGGAAACCGAACUUGCACUAACUUUUUCACUACAGUAUCCUCACUUCUUGAAAAGAGAAGGCAACAAGCUUCAGAUCAUGCUGCAAAGGAGGAAGCGAUACAAAAACCGAACGAUUCUGGGCUACAAGACUUUAGCAGUGGGCUCCAUCAACAUGGCCGAGGUGAUGCAGCACCCGACUGAAGGAGGCCAGGUUCUGAGCCUUUUCAGUAACAUCAAGGAAACCACGGCCAAAGUAGCAGAGAUCUGGAUCUUCUCACUGUCUAGUCAGCCAAUAGACCAUGAAGACAGCACCAUGCAGCCUAGCCAGAAGAUCAAGUCCACAGAUAACUAUUCUGAAGAAGAGUAUGAGAGCUUCUCUUCUGAGCAGGAAGCCAGUGAUGAUGCUGUCCAUGGACAGGAUUUGGACGAUGAUGAAUAUGAGCUGGGCAAGCCAAAGAAACAACGGAGAUCGAUAGUAAGAACGACGUCCAUAACCAGGCAACAAAACUUCAAGCAGAAAGUGGUGGCGUUGCUGAGAAGGUUUAAAGUAUCUGAUGAGGUUCUGGAUUCAGAGCAGGACCCAGCAGAACAUGUGCCAGAAGUGGAGGAAGACUUGGACCUUCUGUACGAUACAUUGGAUAUAGACAACCCCAGUGACAGUGGCCCUGAAAUGGAAGAUGACGACAGUGUCCUCAGCACUCCAAAACCAAAGUUAAAACCGUAUUUUGAAGGCCUGUCACACUCCAGCUCUCAGACAGAAAUUGGUAGCAUCCACAGCAUCAGAAGCCAAAGAGAGCCAUCAAGUCCUGUAGAAGUGCCUGAAAAGACGACGAGCCUUGGAAGCAAACAUCCAGGCGACAGUAUCUCUGACACUGUGUCUUACGAGCCUAGCCAGCAAGACUCCCAGGAAGCAGAACUCUCCACACUGGAUGUGUUCAUUGAGAAGCUCCCACCAAGUGGAAAAAUCACCAAGACAGAGUCUCUCAUUAUUCCUUCCACCAGGCCAGAAGGGAAGCAAACUGGUCGCCGUGGCAGAAGCACUUCACUGAAGGAAAGGCAGCCAGCGAGGCCACAGAAUGAGAGGGCGAACAGCCUGGACAAUGAGCGCUCUCCAGACACCAGGCACCACCUGCAGAUUCCAAGGAAAACUGUAUACGAUCAGUUGAAUCACAUCCUGAUUUCUGAUGACCAGCUACCAGAAAAUAUUAUUCUUGUCAAUACUUCGGACUGGCAAGGCCAGUUUCUCUCCGAUGUCUUGCAAAAACAUACCCUCCCUGUGGUCUGUACGUGCUCUUCUGCUGAUGUGCAGGCGGCUUUCAGUACGAUUGUCUCCAGGAUACAGAGAUACUGUAACUGCAAUUCUCAGCCUCCAAACCCCAUUAAAAUUGCAGUGGCCGGAGCCCAGAAUUACCUCAGUGCUGUGUUGAGGCUCUUUGUAGAACAGCUGUCUCACAAAACCCCGGACUGGCUCAGCUACAUGAGAUUUUUGAUCAUCCCACUAGGUUCUCAUCCAGUGGCGAAGUAUCUAGGCUCUGUAGAUUACAGGUACAACAACUUCUUCCAAGACUUAGCCUGGAGAGAUUUGUUUAAUAAACUUGAAGCACAGACCACUGUUCAGGAAAUACCAGAUAUUGUCUCCAGAAUAACCCAGUAUAUAGCCGGGGCAAACUGUGCACACCAGUUGCCUAUUGCAGAAGCAAUGUUGACAUACAAACAGAAAAGCCCUGAUGAAGAAUCGUCCCAGAAGUUCAUUCCCUUCGUUGGGGUGGUAAAGGUUGGAAUAGUGGAACAGUCCUCAGCAACAUCAGGUGAUUCCGAUGACGCAGCUCCCUCUAGUUCCAGUGUCCUUUCCUCUACCCCGCCUUCUGUGUCUCCUGCUGUGAAGGAAGCUUCCCCCACCCCACCUUCCUCGCCGUCUGUCACGGGCAGCUUCUCUUCCUCCAGCCAGAGCCUUGGUGCUGAGCUGAUGGGACUGCAGGUGGAUUACUGGAUUGCAGCUCAGCCCAUGGAGAAGAAGAGAGACCCGGAGAAGAAGGACCCUUCCACUGCCAAAAACACACUCAAAUGCACUUUCCGGUCUCUCCAGGUCAGCAGGUUACCCACAAGUGGGGAGACCACCAGCACUCCAACGAUGUCAAUGACAGUUGUGACAAAGGAAAAGAACAAAAAGGUGAUGUUUUUGCCCAAGAAAACAAAAGACAAGGAGAUUGAGUCUAAGAGUCAAUGCAUUGAAGGAAUUAGUAGAUUGAUUUGCACAGCAAAACAUCAGCAGAAUAUGCUGCGGGUCCUAAUUGAUGGCGUAGAGUGGAACGAUGUGAAGUUCUUUCAGCUGGCAGCACAGUGGUCCUCCCAUGUCAAGCACUUUCCCAUCUGCAUAUUCGGACACUCCAAACCUAACUUCUAACCACUUUCAGCGGGGCAGCUUUCUGCCUGUAUGGAGACUGCACACGCAGGAACCAGGAAUCUGAGUGCCAACUCUGACUCAAGUCUGCUUGCUCUCUCCUGCAGAUUACUUACAGAUGCGUCUGGAUUACUUCUGAAUUACUUUUUUCUAUUAAUUCUUAAGUUUACUACAAGGGAAGGAAAUCCAUUGAACAAAGCAAAAAACAGUCUUAAGCAGAAAUGUACCAAUAACAUGGAAAUUACCGGGAGAACCUCCAGAAGUGGGGUGACCUGCCGGAGAACUUAAGAGCAGAUAGCUGGAUAACUGCACUGCUUAUUAACCUGAAACCUCCUGGGUGUGUUUGUGGCUGGGUGUUCUGGAUUGGGCUUGAAUGGUUUUUGAGGGGAGAGUGGGAGGUACUGAGAGAAUGAAUUGUUUUAAAAUGUUUAACUCUGCGCCGCCCCCCCCCCCCC